AUGGCGGAAAGAAGGACGCAGUGUCUUGAAAAGCGGUUAUCAAAAGAUCCAAUGUUGUACGAGAAAGUCGACUAUUUGGACAGCGUCGACACGGUCGAAGAAGCAGGAGCUCGGAAAGAACAGCAGCAUGAAGUGAAUCAGAUCAACUAUGUCUUGGCCGCCACGUUCACAAAUGCAGCAACGCAGUGGAAGCUGAAUCCUCCCUAUGCUCCGCACAUGGGGGGCAUCUGGGAACGAUUAGUGCGGUCGGUGGCCACCAUGGAUAUUUCGAGGAAUCCUGAUGAAGAAACCCUCUUAACUGCCUUAGCAGAAGUGGAGUCAAUGGUGAACACUCGUCCGCUUACGUAUCUUCCUUUGGAUUCAGCAGAGAGUGAAGCGCUCACUCCGAACCACUUCCUGCUUCUAAGUUCUAACGGAGUAUGCCAGCCAGUCACUGCUUCGCUGCAUGAUGCAUCGGUUAUGCGUUCGAAUUGGAAGCACGUGCAGGUCAUGUUGGACCGUUUCUGGAAUCGAUGGAUCAGGGAAUACUUACCAGUCAUAUCGCGACAGUCGAAGUGGUUGGGGGAAGUGAAACCGAUACAGAUUGGAGACUUGGUCAUGAUCGUGAACGAAACAAGGAGGAAUAGCUGGGAAAGAGGAAUCGUCGUAAAAGUGUAUACAGGAAAAGACGGAAGAAUACGCAGCGCGGAUGUGAGGUCUGCUACGGGCAUACAUCAGCGUCCGUUAACUAAGUUGGCUGUCUUGGAUGUGCUGGAACAGGAUGGUGUGGCUGAAGGAACUUCAUGCAAUACGGGGUGGGGUAUGUGCGCGACGAUCCAAGACCCCCCGUCAUUGGCAAACGCUGCCGAUAUCCAGUCGACCUAA
This is a messenger RNA of Ochlerotatus camptorhynchus, 864 nucleotides long. RefSeq lists its product as uncharacterized. The transcript has 2 exons. Gene Ontology annotation, molecular function: nucleic acid binding. Lineage: Eukaryota; Metazoa; Arthropoda; Insecta; Diptera; Culicidae. The record is from RefSeq and is a predicted model, not a curated record. Bases 1 to 864 code for a protein of 287 amino acids.